UGGCUAUCGGCAGCUUGUGGAGGUGAGCUGGUGGGCACUGAGUUGUGUCCAUGUCCAGUUAGCCAGUAUGUGUACUUGUUCUGACCCAUCUGUACCAAACCAUUGGUACUUAUCCAGUCACGUCCACCCAUCCUUACCAACUGGCUGCACUAAAUCAGUGGCAGUAAGCUAGCCACUCCCACUACUUUUCACCAACCCACCUGCUUCUACCCGGCCGCACCCAACCAUCCCCGCUCACCUGGCUGUUGUUUGCCAUCCUAUUCUGCCCUGGCUCAGUCUUUCUCUCACUACAGAUUUCAGACACCCCUGGAAGACGUCAACCUUUUCAGGAAUGGUCCUCUUUGAUCUUCGUGCUAAUGAGUUUUAAGACCUGCAGUUUCUUUUGUAUAGGCUUGAGGAAUACAUCCUCUGGACUACAACCUAACAUAUGGUCCUGACUCCUGAUUAUCACCAAGCAUCAGCACCUGACUUUGGAAGAAAUGCAAAAUCUACAAAUAGAGGACAGAGCACAAAAUGGUGGUUAUAGUCUGAAUCCUGAUUAUGUAUGUAUUUAUUUAUUUUGGUAACCCAGAAAGCUUGGAAGAUGCCAGGAGAAAUGAAAGGGGAAGAAAGAGAUUCUGGAUGUAGUGAGCAAUUGACUUCUAAGGAGACAACUGAAUCUGCUCUUGGAAACUCUGAUGCAAAGCCUACAAGAAAUGCUGGUAAAAACAAAGCUCUCAUACAUAAGUACAUUUCAGACAAAAAGAUUAUUAUUAUAGUAGCUAUUAUUGUGAUCGUCGUUUUGAGUAUUGUCAUAAUUUCAUUGGCUGUUAAAAAAUCAGAAACAUGUCCACUUUGUCAUACCUCUGCAAGCCAAGGUGCUGCCUGCCCAGAUUUCUGGAUUGGAUAUAGAGAAAAAUGUUUCUAUGUAUCAAAAGAAGAAACGAAUUGGUCUCUCAGUUUAAUAACCUGUUCCUCGUUUAAUGCAUCCUUGGCUGUGAUUGGUAGUCAGAACGAAUUGGAUUUUUGGGUGGGUAUAUUAGGUCCCUUUCAUUACUGGUUUGAUCUCUCAAGAGAAGUUAACCAGGUCUGGAAAUGGUCCAAUGGCACAAAGUUUAAAAAUCAGUUUCCAGUGCGAGGAGAAGGCUUCUGUGCAUAUAUAAAUGGAAAAGGGGCUGAUAGUACCAUAUGCUCCAUGGAGAAGCAUUUUCUCUGCAGCCAGCCAGAAAGUUGCGGCAACAAUGGAUGACACAACCACCUCAAAAGAGGAGACCUCCUGUCUUAUCUCAAUUCAUUGGAGAAGCACAUGUGUGUAUGUAGUGUCUCCUGGCACAUUCAGACUCUCCUGGCACACCCAGACUUGAUGCUUGCCAUAUCAACUUUAGUUGGAUCCUAGUUUAACAAAGCUGUAAUGUUCCUAAUCUACAGAGAGUCCUUGAUUUACGACAAUUCAUUUAGUGACCAUUUGAAGUUACAACGGCACUGGAUAAAGUGACUUAUGACUCACAAAUGAAGGGAAAUAUAUGUGUUCCAGGAUAAUGUUGCAGGACCCAAUCUAGAUCAGUCACUGGGACCAGAGGUUUAGUCUUCCAAGCUUUUGGACUCGUGCUGGAACCCAUCUUCAAGGAAGUUCUUGAAGAGUGUGUGCUUUAGGCUAUUCUCUGUGUUGUAUUUAUGUUGUAUGUGGCUUUUUAGAUGUUGAUUGGGGCGUUGAUGGCUGGCUAUUAAGUCAUUGGCUGUUGUUUGUUUGUGCUUCCAAGCCCCCGCCUCCUAAGUACUUGAUAAACUAGAUGUCAACCCUGAAGUGAA
Messenger RNA from Pantherophis guttatus, 1788 nucleotides. The record is from RefSeq and is a predicted model, not a curated record. Lineage: Eukaryota; Metazoa; Chordata; Lepidosauria; Squamata; Colubridae.